Phoenix dactylifera (date palm) is the source of this 3130-nucleotide messenger RNA. RefSeq names its product myb family transcription factor. NCBI's taxonomy places the organism in Eukaryota, Viridiplantae, Streptophyta, Magnoliopsida, Arecales, Arecaceae. The record is from RefSeq and is a predicted model, not a curated record.
CCCCGCCCCUUCCCUCUCAAUUUCCUUCGGUCCGCUUCGCAGUCUUGGAGGGGUUUCUAAUCCCACUUCCCCGCCCCUUCCCUCCUCCCGACCGGCGAUCGACGAUCGGCAACGAGCAUCCAAGAUACAACUGAUGUUGGAUUCUCGAAUCUUGGUCUAAGAAGCCGUGAACCCUAGAGAAGUUCGUGGCGGCGCUGUAUCAGGUGUCUACUGUAAUGGAGUUCCAACAAGUAAAUUAUACGGGUUGCAUAGAAGUUUCUUAGAGAUUUUAUUUUAUUGAAAAUCUUUAUCUCUCUCUCUUCUCCUGCUCCACACCUCCUUCGAAACCCUAGCUACCUAUUCCCACCUCGGCCCCCUCGCCGCCGCCGCCAUCUCCGACAAGCUCUCGCCUAGAUGCCCCCUCUGACCACCGCCUCCCCUCGCGAACCUGCUCUAAUCACCCGCACCACGCCCCUCUCCAGCCCCACCUCGCCACCCUCCCCUCCGUCCUUUCCCACUGGUUUCCUUCUUCCUCUCCUCCCCCAAUUCCCCCCCCUCUCUUCUCUUCUUUAAAGUUCAAAAGAGCUCCCAUAAAAUUCUGCAAGAAUCCUCACUGCUUUAGUUGAAACCCGUUAUGAUUGCGAGGACACCUGCGUACACUGUACUGAGGUUCUUUCUCUGUGGGAGCACCCAAAUCCAAGUAAUCUGUCGGUUGAACUGAAAGUUUGUUUCUUAAUUCGGAAUAUUCCUUUUUUUCAGGUAAUUGUCGUUGUGAUUAGUGUAACAACCUGAGAGAGAGAAAAUUUUUGUGAAAUUUAUCUUUUCUGGUUUUGCAAGAAGAGGAAAGGAACCAGCUUCAAAAGAUGGAGAAGCAUAAAGAGAAAAAGAAGAAGGAUAAGAAGGCAGACAAGAGCAAUUGCGUUGAACAAACUGAAGGCAUUGAAGAAGAUGCUAGGGAUGUGAAUAAGGAUAAUGCCUUGGGGGAAGUUAAAGUAGCUUCAAAGAAGCGUGGCAAGAAGAAGAAUAGAUGUUUCAAGAAUGAGGACGGUCACACUUUUAUACAUGAAAGGGGUUCUGAUGGGCAGGAGAGCAGGACUGAUGUGGAGAAGGAUGAAGAAGAGGUUGAAUUGGAUUUAAGGAAGGAUCAUAAGAAGGAAAAGAACAAAAAGAACAAGAGAAAUAGUGAAAAAGAGGAUGGCAUUUCCUCUUCCUCAGAUUUCCUUCAUAAAGGACUCGAUGGUAUGAAUGACAAUGAUGGGAAGAUUGGUGACAAGGGAACAGAUAAGGGGCAGAAGAGAGGGGAAAACAAGAAGAAGGAAGCGGAUGAAGUGUGCACUGACGUGCAAGUAAACAGGAAAAAGAAGCGGAAAAAGGAUAGGAGUGCGAAAGUUGGUAACUUUUCAGAAUCUUUUGAAACGGAUGCCACUGAUGAAGUGACUGAUGAUAGACAGAAAAGGGCUGGAAAUGUCAAAAAGAUAGAACCAGCAAGGAAUGCUAAUCAUGAGGUUGGUAUAACAAUGGUGGAGGAUGUGAAGAAGGGGAAUAGGAAAGAGGACAAUUAUAAUGAGGUUUCUACAUCUUCAUUGGCAGCUGGUAUAAAUGGAUCAAAUAAUGGAAAACAUGCCAUUGCAGAUGAUAAAGAGCCAACUUGCGAUGAAGCAUGUAAAGGUUCAAAUGGAGAUAAAAGAAAGAAGAGGAAAAGGACAAAGGAUGGUACUGGAUUUGAAAUGGCUGAGAAUGAUAAAAGGAAGAGGGUCAAGCAGGCAUUGAGUGCAGAGGAUACAAAGACUGCAGAUGAUGGUGCUGAUGGGAGACCAUCUACUACACUGAGAAGUGAUAAGAAAAUAAAGAGGAAGAAGGAAAAGAGGGAUGGAGAGAACAUAAGCUUAAAUUUGUUUUCAGAAGGAGUCUCCAAGAAUGAAAUGAAUGCUGGAUUUGCAGAAGAUAAAGAAAAUGAGGAGACAUCUAACAUGAUGGGUGAGAGACGUGCUGGUGAUUCUAAGGCCUCUCGAUCAAAGGAAAAAAAUCGAAGGGUUAGAUUUUCAGGUACAGUGGAGGUGUUUCCUCCUGGCAACGACACGGAGCAUGAAGAAGAUGGCAAAAUGCAAUUAGUGCAAGGCAAACGCUUCACUCCAGAGGAAGAUAAAAUAAUCAAAGCUGCUGUUGAAAAUUACGUAGAGAAAUAUCAUCUGGGAAAGGAUGGUGUGCAUAUGAUUCUCAAUUAUAGAAGUUAUCGACAAGUCAGAAAUUGUUGGCAAGAAAUUGGAUCCUGCAUACCUUACAGGCCUCGCAAAUCUAUAUGUUAUCGAGCACAUGUUUUACUUGAACGAAGUGAAGAGCGUAAGUGGGAUCCAGAAGAUUAUCAGAUAAUCCGCAGGUUCCACCAGAAACAUGGAUCAAAAUGGAAAGAACUGGCAGAGCAACUUGGGAAACACAGGAUUCAUGUAAAAGAUGCUUGGCGAAGGAUAAAACCGCCUAAUCUAAGAAAAGGGUGUUGGUCUCAGGAUGAGUAUCAGACUUUAUUUAAUUUAGUGAACACGGAUUUGCGGAUGAAAGCCUUUCAAGAAAAAAAAUCUAUGCAUGGCAUGUUGAGGGACAAUAUCUCUUGGGAAGCAAUCAGUGAAAAGUUGGCUACUCGAAGCACUCCAACUGUCUGUGAAAAAUGGUAUAACCAGCUAACAUCAUCUUUGGUCAAGAAAGGCAUCUGGUCUGAUGUAGAUGAUUACCGCUUGUUGGAUGCGCUUCAAGACGCGGAUGCUUGUUGUGUAGAAGAUGUUGACUGGGAUAAUCUUCUCGAGCAUAGGCCUGGAGAAGUUUGUCGAAAACGAUGGAACCAAAUGAUCCGUCAUAUUGGUGGGCACCGGGAGAAGCCAUUCAUCAAGCAACUGGAAGUUCUCUUCGGACGCUAUUGCCCGGAUAUGCUUGAAUACAGAAAAUGAUGACAAGUAUUUUUGUUCUUUCUUUUCCUUUGGCUUAUAAGUUUUGUUAGGAUUAUGGCCCAUUCUCCAAGUUGAGAGAGACUUGAUAGAAUAUUUUUGUAACUGCAGUACUGGAAGCUAAUUCAGUGGCAAGAAGAAAUGACCUCGGCUUAAUUUUAAGGGAUAGUGCAUAUUGAUGUCAAUUCUGGUGCCUAUUUUAAGUAUAUGGGAUA